ACCUUGGCAUAUUGGGACAAUGCUAACCAACUGAGCUCCUCAGCCAGGGCUGCCCUGUAUUCUUUAUCUCUUUAUCUGACAUCCAUUCCCCAGAGAGAUACUGUGUCUCUGAACAGACUGUGAGUUUCUGGAAGGCAGAGUCUGUAUCUUUGUUACUUGAAUCUCCCUUCAUUAUCUGGGACUAAAGUUAUGAUUUAUAUGCUUAGGGAUACAAGGGGCCAAACAUGAUUUUUACCCUGUAGUUCUCAAGACUCUUCGAGUGGUUCUUUUCUUUCUCCAGAGUGAGUUAUCUAAUAACCAGAGAGGACUCUGACCUUUGCCCUGUUCCUAAUGUUCUACUCUCAUUGGAGGGAGGCGAGGUGUGUGUGUGAGGGUGCCUGUGCUGUGAAAGCCCCAUUUAGCUUCUUCCCCAUGCUUUCUUCUAAUGCAGACUGGAGCAAAUAAUAUAAGUGUAGAGAGUGUGGGUCAGGGGAGCUCAGAGGGGCCCCGCACAGAAGCCAGAAAUAAAGUCAGGUGAGUCAGCUGGUAAAUGGUUAUAAAAGAGGCACCCUGCUGAGGAUGCAGAUCAAAGGCUGUGCCUCUUCAGUGGACCUAGAGCAUCAAAAAUGAAGCACUUCCCUCCAGCCUUUAGGAACCUCCUAAAUGUCACUUAGUGAUGUCCCAUUAGCCCACUGAAAGGCCUUGCAUCCUGCUAGGUGGUUGGUUUGUUCUUAGCAUCCUGAGCUCUGUGUGGGUGAGCCAGAGAAUGAGGAGAAUGGGCCAUAAUGCCAGGGCCCAGGCAGAGGCAGAGAGACCAGAACAGAUGAUAGGCUUGGGGUAGGGAGCUGAGGUGGGACUGAAGCCAGGGCAGGUCACUGAAGUAAGGAAUGGUUUCUGGAAUUGGGAAGGACUGAUAAAGGAGAGAGAAGGGGAAGUCUCCUAAUCUGUGAAGGAAUGCCCAGAGCCAGACUGCGUGAAGUACCUGGGAGAUAGAGCCUGAGGGGGAUUUCAGAGCCUAGCCAGGAGGGGAAAGUGCAAAGUUCUGAGCUCCUUCCUUACAUCGCUCCACCCUGCUCAAAUCCCCAGGACUUUGGGCACAAUGGAAGACAAACGCAACAUCCAGAUCAUCGAGUGGGAACACCUGGACAAGAAGAAGUUCUAUGUGCUUGGUGUGGCAAUGACAAUGAUGAUCCGUGUCAGCGUCUACCCAUUCACCCUCAUCCGCACUCGGCUGCAGGUUCAGAAGGGCAAGAGCCUCUACCAUGGGACCUUUGAUGCCUUCAUCAAGAUCCUGCGAGCAGAUGGUGUGACUGGCCUAUACCGGGGGUUCCUGGUCAACACCUUCACCCUCAUCUCAGGCCAGUGCUAUGUCACCACGUACGAGCUCACCCGGAAGUUCGUAUCUGACUACAGCCAGAGCAACACAGUCAAAUCGCUGGUGGCUGGUGGCUCGGCCUCUCUCGUGGCCCAGAGCAUCACAGUGCCCAUUGAUGUGGUCUCCCAGCACCUGAUGAUGCAGCGUAAGGGUGAGAAAACGGGCCGCUUCCAAGUGCGAGGGAACCCAGAGGGACAAGGGGUAAUUGCCUUUGGCCAAACCAAGGACAUCAUCAGGCAGAUCCUGCAGGUUGAUGGGGUUCGAGGCUUCUACCGAGGCUAUGUGGCUUCACUGCUUACCUACAUCCCAAACAGUGCUGUCUGGUGGCCCUUCUAUCACUUCUAUGCAGAGCAGCUCUCACACCUCUGUCCUAAGGAGUGCCCUCACAUUGUCUUUCAAGCCAUCUCAGGGCCCCUGGCUGCUGCUACUGCUUCCAUCCUCACCAAUCCCAUGGAUGUCAUCCGAACCCGAGUGCAGGUUGAGGGCAAGAACUCCAUUAUCCUGACCUUCAGACAGCUGAUGGCAGAGGAGGGGCCUUGGGGCCUCAUGAAGGGCCUCUCAGCCAGAAUCAUCUCAGCCACGCCCUCUACCAUUGUCAUUGUGGUGGGCUAUGAGAGCCUCAAGAAACUCAGCCUCCGACCUGAGCUGGUGGACUCGAGACACUGGUAACCAGUGGUGGAAGAGAAGACUGCUGUUUCCCACACUACUCUGGGUUAGGGGCAGAGUAGGGAGGAUAGCACCCUCUCCAAGUGCCCCUACCACAUACCUAGCCCUGCCCUGGGCCAGGUGCCCGGUCUGGGACAGGAACAGAGACUUUGAACUGCUCUUGCUGAAGAGGCUCCACACCUGCAUCCCCUGCCCCCAUUAUUUUUUAGUUUUCUUGCCAAACUGGGCUUCCUCACUCAGUUCCUGUACUCAGUCCUGCCCUAAAGAAACCCAUCCUCCCCACUAAUCCCACUCUACCCCUCCCCUGCUAACCCUUCUUCUGGUUUCCUUUUUCAUCUGCGUCUCUUAACAUCCUGAUAAGAGCUGUACAAAGAGCUUGCUUACUACCACUGGUUCUUCCACUUGGGCCUUCAGCCCAGAUUCCAAGCAGCUGCCAUCAGUCCUUUCCUGCUUCAGCUCUUAGGUUUAUUUUUAUUCUGGGACUAAUUUGCCCACUAGACUACUAUGCUUUUUUCUGCCUCUAGGGGCAAGGUGCCAGGCACUUUUGCACAGGGAGUAGGUACAGCAGAAACUUCAGAGCACUCAUCCUCUCUUUGGAGUUAUUAGGUUGGGGAGAAAUGUUAAUACUUUAUUUUGUGUGUUUAUAUUUUUUUAACGUCUGUGAACCAGGUUACUGUCUUUGUCCUGCUAAAGCACCAAUCCAGUCCUGCAGUCAGAGCCCACCCCUUCCUCAGAAAAAUGUAAUGUAGCUUUUCCCUCAAUCUCAGUUCCCUAUCCCUUCCAUGUCCCUUCAGUCCCUGCCGCCUCAGGAUAUAUAAGCUGUUGGCUUCCCCUGGCCCAGAUGACUACAGUGGUAGGCACAGUUUUAAGUAGAUCAGGCUGUCUGAGGCACAUAGGACUUGGAGCACUACCCUGAAAAGUCAGAUUUAGAGAGUAGUGGGUUUGGAAAGUAACAAGAGGAUAUGUGUGCCCUAGCCCAUCUCCCCAGUCCAGCUGAGCCAAGCCUAGGAGAGGGCAAUGUAGGUUCUCAGCCCCAGGCAGUUAUAACACAUACACAUCCCAGUCACUUAUACUCAUGGAAACGGAUGUUGUCUCACAAUGGAAAUCUCUGAUUAUGUGGAACUGUUUGUUGUUUUCUUCUCCCCAAUGUGAAGUCAUACCAGUCACAGUACCCUCUCUAGAGGGAUGUCUGGAAGAGAGUAAAGAGUGGGUCAGGAAGUCACCCAAUACCAGGACCACUGCAUACCAGCCUGAUACUGCCGAGAUUAUCUGUCGAUGCUCUCAGUAGCUAGAUGAUGAGUGUUCCUUCCCUGCUUCAUCCUCCCUACUUUGUCUACCAAGCCUGUGUUGCAGGUGAAGAGAGGUGCAGCGAACAGGAUGAAAAGAAGGCAUAUCAAACCCCACACUUCAACUUGAGACACAGCCAGGAUGAUCCUUCAGACCUUCUUAUUGGUCCCACCCCCUGGGAAGGGCCAUGGUGCCAGUUUGAAAGGUGCUAGCUACCUUCUGAAGCCUUGCUGUUUCUUAUGGCUGCCCCACAUUCUAUCACCGAGGCCAAAUCAGAAUCUGAAAACAUUUUUCUACCUUCACCACUGCCACUGCCCAUCUUGGUUUUUUAUCUUUGAGAGUUGUUUUCCCUUUAACUUUUAAUCUUUAUUUUGGUUUGCCUUUUCUUGCACUUUGUCUAGAGUCCUUCAAUUUCUACCCACAAAUGGUCAUCCAAAGGGUUGGGCCCACAGAUCAUUCUGAGUCUUCCUGCCCCUCAGUUACCCCUUUACCCUAAGAACCACCAACAUAAUAUGGCCUAGCCAGUUUUCUCAGUGGUUAGAGCAUCAGCCUAAGGACCGAAGAGUCCCCGGCUCAAUUUCAGCCAAGGACAGGUACCUACGUCGCAGGCUCUAUUCCCGGCACCAGUUAGGGUGCAUGUGGGAGGCAACCAAUCAAGGUGUCUCUCUCACAUCCAUGUUUCUCUCCCACUCUGAAAAGCAAUGGAAAAAAUACACAUCAUCUGGUGAGGAUUAAAAAAACAAAGAACUACCAACAUAAUGGAAGCCAGCCUUCUCUCUUUAAACUCAUUCUAGUGACACCUUUGGAGAUUGUUUUCCAGCCCCACACCUUCCCCUCCCUCGAAACUUGUCGCCACAAUGGCAAAGUGGGUUAAGUGUCAUAGACAGGAGGUAUAGUCUCCUGCCUCUCAUGCCUUAGGAUGUUUCUCCUUCCCAGACUCCUUUCCCUCUUAUUUUCUUGUACAGUAUUUCAUAGCCAUUCACCCAUUUUGUGUGCUGCCCCCUGCAUACACGAGUUUCAAAGGAUGAUGAGCUUUUUUUUUUUAAUAAUGAAAACCCCCAGCCCCUACUUUCCCAUCUAAUUGGGUUCGAUUAAAAUAUGUCUUGGUGGGAAUGGGACAGUGGGCUUCCGUUUUCCCAGGACCAUAGACUGGACCAGCUGAAGUCUGAUGUACUGGCCCAUAGCCAAAACUGGAAGAAACUUGGGAGACCGGGCAAGACGGGAAACCUGAUGGGCGGGGAUUAUUGAGGGAUGGGAUGAAAAUGAUGCGGUUAACAUUUGGUUAAGCGGACUCUUGUGAAUACUAACUGCGAACAUUCAUUCACUGUUGAACUAUACAAAGUCUCUGAACUGUAAUUAAAAGUUUGUAUUGAGCCCCUGA
Molecule: messenger RNA, 4688 nt
Organism: Miniopterus natalensis
Lineage: Eukaryota; Metazoa; Chordata; Mammalia; Chiroptera; Miniopteridae
Source: RefSeq, a predicted model, not a curated record